Apiotrichum porosum is the source of this 1308-nucleotide messenger RNA. RefSeq lists its product as uncharacterized. The record is from RefSeq and is a predicted model, not a curated record. Gene Ontology annotation, cellular component: cytoplasm; microtubule. NCBI's taxonomy places the organism in Eukaryota, Fungi, Basidiomycota, Tremellomycetes, Trichosporonales, Trichosporonaceae. Gene Ontology annotation, biological process: mitotic cell cycle; microtubule cytoskeleton organization. Gene Ontology annotation, molecular function: GTP binding; structural constituent of cytoskeleton; GTPase activity. Bases 1 to 1308 code for a protein of 435 amino acids. The transcript has 14 exons.
AUGGGAAGGGAAAUCGUCAACGUCUCCGUCGGACAGGCCGGUAACCAGAUCGGUACUGCCUUCUGGGAGAACGUCCUCCAGGAGCACGGCCUUGAUGCCAGCGGCAAGUACGUCGGCAACGACCCCCAGCAGCUCGACAGGGUCUCCGUCUACUUCAACGAGGCUUCCAACCAGAAGUAUGUCCCCCGCUCGAUCCAGGUCGACCUCGAGCCCGGAGUCGUGGACAUUGUCCGCGGCGGCCGCCUCGCCAACCUCUUCCGCCCCGACACGUUUGUCCACGGCCAGAGCGGUGCCGGUAACAACUGGGCCAAGGGAGCCGAGCUCGUGGACCCCAUCCUCGACGUCCUCCGCCAGCAGGUCGAGUCUUCCGACUCGUUCCAGGGCUUCCAGCUCCUCCACUCGCUUGGUGGUGGUACCGGCUCUGGUCUCGGUGCCCUCCUCCUGAGCAAGAUCCGUGAGGAGUACCCGGACCGUAUGCUCGCCACCUUUUCAGUCUUCCCCUCGCCCAAGGUCUCGGAGACUGUCGUCGAGCCUUACAACGCCAUCCUCUCGACCCACAUUCUCGUCGAGAACUCGGACAUUACCUGCUGCAUUGACAACGAGGCUCUCUACCAGAUCUGCGUCAACGACCUCAAGCAGAAGGCCCCCGAGUACAAGGACCUGAACGCGCUCAUUGCCAAGGUCAUGACCGGUUUCACCUCGACCCUCCGUUUCCCCGGUGUCCUCAACUCGGACCUCCGCAAGCUCGCCGUCAACAUGGUGCCCUUCCCGCGUCUCCACUUCUUCACCGCCGGUUACGCGCCUCUGGUCGCCUCGGGCACCCGCGCUUACACCGCCACCAACGUCCCCGAGCUCACGGCCGCCGCCUUCCAGCGCCGCAGCCUGCUUGCCGCCAUCGACCCCAUGAUGGGCAAGUACCUCACCGUCUCGGUCGCCUACCGCGGCAAGCUCUCGAUGCGCGACAUUGAGACUGCCGUCUACGACUUCCAGUCCAAGAACUCGGCCCACUUCGUCCCCUGGAUCCCCAACGGUGCCCUGACCACUCUCUGCACCGUUCCCCCCAUCGGACAGACUGCUUCCGCCACCGUCGUCGCUAACACAACCGCCAUCUCCGAGGUCUUCAAGCGUUCCCACGUUCAGUUCCGCCAGCUCUGGAGGGACGAGCUCGAGUUUACCGAGGCCGAGUCCAACCUUACCGACCUGUGCUCCGAGUACGACCAGUACGAGAACGCCGGCCUGGACGACGAGGAGCUCGAGUACGAGGCCGAGGAGGUUGCUGAGGAGUACGAGGAGGACUACGAAAACUAG